This is a messenger RNA of Cynocephalus volans (Philippine flying lemur), 678 nucleotides long. It is a transcript of the gene ELSPBP1, whose product is annotated as epididymal sperm binding protein 1. Lineage: Eukaryota; Metazoa; Chordata; Mammalia; Dermoptera; Cynocephalidae. Gene Ontology annotation, molecular function: heparin binding. The record is from RefSeq and is a predicted model, not a curated record. Bases 1 to 678 code for a protein of 225 amino acids. Gene Ontology annotation, biological process: sperm capacitation. Gene Ontology annotation, cellular component: cell surface. The transcript is spliced from 5 exons.
AUGAACCAAUGGUCUAGUUACCUACUGGGAUGGACGACCUUCCUCCUCUAUUCCUAUGAGACAAGUGGAGGUGAGUGGAAAGAGGCAACAUGUGUUUUUCCCUUCACCUACAAGGGAGAGGUUCACUUCACUUGCACCAAAGUCAAUAGCUUCUCCCCCUGGUGUGCAACCAGAGCAGUUUAUGAUGGCAGAUGGAAGUACUGCAUGACAGAAGAUUAUCCACGAUGUGUCUUCCCCUUCAUCUAUCGAGGAAAAUCCUAUGAAAGUUGCAUCACAGAUGGUGGCAUCUUAGGAAAGCUGUGGUGCUCAGUCACCUCCAGCUUUGAUGAGAAGCAGCAGUGGAAAUACUGUGAAAUGAAUGAGUAUGGAGGAAAUUCUUUAAGCAAGCCCUGCAUCUUCCCUUCCACCUACAGAAAUAAUGUGGUCUUUGAAUGCCUUGAGGAUGAAAGUAACAAGCUCUGGUGCCCAACCACAGAGAACAUGGAUAAAGAUGGAAAGUGGAGCUUCUGUGCUGACACCAGGAUUUCCACAUUGGCUCCUGGCUUUCCCUGCCACUUUCCAUUCAACUAUAAAAACAAGAAUUAUUUUAACUGCACUAGCAAAGGAUCAAAAGACAAUCUUCUAUGGUGCGCAACUUCUUACAACUAUGACAAGGACCACACCUGGGUGUAUUGCUGA